Messenger RNA from Anolis sagrei ordinatus, 2878 nucleotides. RefSeq names its product activating transcription factor 6 beta (gene ATF6B). Gene Ontology annotation, molecular function: DNA-binding transcription factor activity, RNA polymerase II-specific; RNA polymerase II cis-regulatory region sequence-specific DNA binding. The record is from RefSeq and is a predicted model, not a curated record. Gene Ontology annotation, cellular component: nucleus. Gene Ontology annotation, biological process: endoplasmic reticulum unfolded protein response; regulation of transcription by RNA polymerase II. Lineage: Eukaryota; Metazoa; Chordata; Lepidosauria; Squamata; Anolidae.
GUUCUCGCAGUUGCUAUGGUUAUCAGUGGGUGGGAGUCAUUGCAAAGGAAAAGCGGAAGCAAGAUGGCGGCGCUGGCUUCGGAGUUGCUGCUGCUGAGCGAUUCGAGCCGCUUCCGCGAAGACAAUUUGCUGAGCAGCGAGGAUUGGGAAGCAGGUCUCUACAGCUGCUUGGAUAAUGAUGGCGAUAUGGCAGCUGAGCUCUUCCCCUGCCUUGGGAAGAGUAUUACAACUGAUGACUGUGGCAGUUCUAUGCAGUUCAGUGAUGGAUUUGACCUAGACAUGGAAACAACCCCUCCAGAUCCACCUUGGGACCCAUUGCAAGAUUCUCUCUUCCCAGAGUUGCAGGUGAAGUCUGAGCCAGUCUCCCCUGCCUCAUCUCAUUGCUCUGAUUCAUCUGCCUCAUCCUCUGAUUUGUCUGCGGUGUCUUCCUCCUCCUCUGAGCUCCCUGGACAGGUCCCUAGCCCAGCUGACGUGGUUGGAGUGAAGGCAGAGCACCCACCAACCCCUCCCUGCAUGUUUGGAGAUGUUCUUUCACCUCCCUUUGGCACUGUCCACAUCAGUGUCGUUCCAGCAUCUGAUACAGGGAAAUUGGCAGCUUCCAACAAAGCAGACUGCAUUCUCAGCCGAAAACCUCCCAUCCAACCCAAACCAGUUGUGGUAACCACUGUUCCGGUACAGCCACCAACCACUUCCAGUAAAACCAUCUUACUGCAGCCUGUUCCUGUGACCCAGUCACAAUCUAUCAGCCCAGGAAUUUCAGUUCCAGCCCAGGGUGUUGUGAUCUCCCAAUCUGAGCUGCUGCAUCUUCCAGUGUCAGGUCUGAUCAAGAUUCAGUCCCCUGUGAGUGAAAGUCUUCCAGCAAAACUGACUCCUUCCACCCCCAAACCGGAAGCAAAGACAAUUGUCCCCGCACCAACACAAACUGGAACCUGCAGCCAAGAGGUCGAUAUCAAGGUCCUGAAACGCCAGCAACGAAUGAUCAAGAACCGUGAGUCAGCCUGCCAGUCGCGGCGGAAAAAGAAAGAAUACCUGCAAGGGUUGGAGUCGCGAUUGCGGGAGGCCCUGACAGAGAAUGACCGGCUGCGGCGGGAGAACACUCUCCUCCGUCGGCGUCUGGACUGUGUCCUGAACGAGAACAGCGAGCUGAAAUUCGGUUCUGGAAACCGGAAAGUCAUCUGCGUCAUGGUUGUGCUGCUCUUCAUAGCCUUCAAUUUUGGGCCUGUCAGCAUCAGUGAGCGUAAGGUGACAGACGUGGCCCUUCCCAAGCAGGAAGUGGAGCCUCUCCCAGGACAGAGGCAUCUUUUAGGAAUCGCAGGGGAAUUGCCUGACAUUCCAGAGGAGGAGCAGCAGGAAGAGCGGCAAUACGAGGCCCCAGCCAAGCCUGGGAAGACAUCAUUCCGGAACCUCUCAGCGCCCUUCUCAGAGAUGAAGGACCUCAUGCUGAGGGACAUCAACAAGCUCUUCCUCACUUCAGAUUGCCGCCAGUUCAACCGCACUGAAUCACUCAGGUUGGCAGAUGAGCUCAGCGGUUGGGUUCGGCGACACCAGAUCAACCGGAGGAAACCCUCGCAGUCUCGUAAAGCAGCACAAGCUAGCCAGGGCAAACAACAAAAAAUGCCUCCAAACCCCUCCAGGUUUGUUCCUGCCCACCCCCCGAGGCACAUGGAGAGAGAAUCCCUGCAUCCGCUACAGGUAUAUCAGCACCCUGAUCACACGGAACACGAUUUCAUGGAUGCCAUUGAUCGCCGAGAAGAUACCUUUUAUGUAGUAUCCUUCCGCAGGGACCACUUACUGCUGCCAGCCAUCAGCCACAACAAGACCUCUCGGCCCAAAAUGUCACUGGUGAUGCCGGCCAUGGCCCUCAAUGAGAGCCUGUAUAAUUCCUCCCUCGGUUAUGAGGUGAUGAUGCAAAUUGACUGUGAGGUGAUGGACACCCGGGUGAUCCACAUCAAGAGCUCCACGGUGCCCCCUUUCCUGCGGCGCCAGGAGGCAGCCCCUGACAACCGCACCCAGCCCUCCCCACCAUCCUUCACCGGCAGGGCCACCCGCACGGCUUUGCGGUCCCAUCGCUCCGCUUUGUCCUCUGCCAGGCGGCACCCGCAUCGCACCCUUUACCUUGGAGAGGAGCGGGGAGGAGGCUAGCUGGGCCCAGCCGGGAGGGUGGAAGAAGCCCUGGGACAAUGGUACGCACACAGUCUUGGGAACUGUGCCCCGUGCACCAGGGCAAUGAAUGGACCAGGUGACGAACGCACAGCCUGCCCUCAGCUGGAGCUGAGUCCACACAAGGGACGGAUAACCACUUCCGAGUAGCUGGCACCCGUUGUGUGGGAUGGCUGGGCCUAUCUCUUCAGAGACGUUUCCUCCCCUCCUCCACAUCCUCCUUUUUCCUUGCUGGCUCCUAGUCCGAUCUCAGCCGCUGCCUCCAAGGUGGGGUCAGCGUGGAACAUCUCUUUGCUGCUCUUUAGGGAUGACUUCCUGCUGCCCGACAUCUGCCUUCUUCCGCAGCUGGAUCUCAAAGCCUCAGCACUGCCCUUCUUCCAAAGGCUUCCUGCCUGUUUCUAGUGCUCCCUGGAGGUCGCUGCAAAGAGAGUGCUGUGUUUGAGCAAACGAAAAGGGAAUGAGAGGUGGGGUGUCCUGUCCUGCUGACUGCAAUCCUGUAUGUGUGUGUGAGAGUGGAUGUGUGUGAGAGAACAUUCUGCUUCUGCAAAGCAGAGGGAGUGUGGAUGUGAGCACAUAGGUGUGUGUACUACCCCCUCAUUUCUUCCGAUGGCACUUAGACUGCCCCCCCCUUUGAGUUCUCCUUGUGUUUUGUUUUUCCUCUAUUGUGUUUUUUUAAGAGUAAAUAAGAGCUACAAAUAAAUUUAAUGUGCGACUCUGA